Molecule: messenger RNA, 1500 nt
Organism: Aspergillus nidulans FGSC A4
Lineage: Eukaryota; Fungi; Ascomycota; Eurotiomycetes; Eurotiales; Aspergillaceae
Product: endonuclease III domain-containing protein
Exons: 3
Coding region: 1-1290 (429 amino acids)
Source: RefSeq, a predicted model, not a curated record
AUGUGUAUUGAAGCAAUGCGUACGUCGCGCGCAUCCAGAGAGACGGCCAAAGUCCUGCAGGCCUUGUCACCCCCUGCGCGUCGCCAAACGCGCAGCACUUCUCAUUCAGCUUUGCUCAAGGGGUUUGCGUACAAUGCAGGCAAAACUGAAGCCGACCCGGACGACGGGGAAGACGACGGUUCUUCUCUCACCUCUGUUGAUACCGUCGACAUUGAAGACAUCUUAGAACCUUCUGCAAAACGACGUAAGACGAAAGCAAGCUCUGCUGCUAAGACUACCUCAAAUUCCACACGGAGAACGCCUGAAAAGAAAGUUGAGAAGCUCGUCAAGAAAGAAAACAGUCAACCGAAAGCCCGUCGAGUGCCUGCAAGGAAGGUCAAAAAUGAGGAUGGCUCCUUCACCGUGGAAGCUCCUUCAAACUGGGACGCCAUCUACUCAAUCGUCAAAAAGAUGCGCGAAGACAACCCGACUGCGCCCGUAGAUACGAUGGGCUGUGCAGAGCUGUACUGGCGGGCUUCUUCUCCGCGAGAUAGACGCUUUCAGACGCUGAUUGCUUUGAUGUUAUCUUCCCAGACUAAAGACACAGUUACCGCCGUGGCGAUGCAGCGUUUGCACACUGAGCUGGGCGAAGGCGGUGCUCCGGCUAUCAAGCUGGAAACAGAACAUGCGGAGUCAAUUGUCAAGCAGGAAGCGGAGAAUGGCGAGCCAGCUAUCAAACAGGAGGCGAAAGAUGGUGUACCACCAGCCAAUCCCUCCCACGAUAGCACACUGAACUUGGAAAACAUCCUGGCUGUCUCUCCAGAGCGUCUCAACUCACUCAUUGGCACUGUUGGCUUCCAUAACAACAAAACCAAGUAUAUCAAGAAAGCCGCCGAAAUCAUCCGCGACCAGUAUAAUUCCGACAUUCCUUCCACCCCCGCUGAACUCAUGAAGUUGCCUGGCGUCGGUCCAAAAAUGGCGUAUUUGUGUAUGAGUGCGGCUUGGGGAAAGCAUGAGGGCAUUGGAGUUGAUGUGCACGUCCAUCGUAUAACUAAUCUAUGGGGAUGGCACAAGACCAAAACGCCGGAAGAGACUCGCAUGUCGCUGGAAUCGUGGCUGCCAAAGGAUAAAUGGCACGAGAUUAACAAAUUAAGAUGUGGUGAUUGCGGUCUUGCAGGGACAAAGCUCUGCAAGAGUGAAAUUAAAGGCAUGGCUCCGAAAAACAACGGUCGAGGCUUGCCGAAGAAGGAGAUCGUUGUUGAAACCUUCUCAUUAACCGGAGAGCCAAAAAUAAAGGUUGAAGGGGAGUAGGUGCUUCCGGAAAAUCUGGAUGAGCAAGUAUUGCGGCAGUCCAUGAGAAUAUUUGAUUGUCUUCCACGGCCAUCAACUUCGUCCUUCUCGCACUACAACUUCACCCGCACCUCUCGUCGGCCACCUCUCUACCCAUCAGACCUGCCUUUCUUAGUUUACUUUUCUGCUUAAUCAUUGUUGUGGAGCUAUCUCUCAAAUCUUGUUCUUGAC